Medicago truncatula (barrel medic) is the source of this 3483-nucleotide messenger RNA. Its product is annotated as exportin-2. Gene Ontology annotation, molecular function: small GTPase binding; nuclear export signal receptor activity. The transcript is spliced from 2 exons. Gene Ontology annotation, cellular component: cytosol; nuclear envelope. Gene Ontology annotation, biological process: protein import into nucleus; protein export from nucleus. The record is from RefSeq and is a predicted model, not a curated record. Lineage: Eukaryota; Viridiplantae; Streptophyta; Magnoliopsida; Fabales; Fabaceae. The coding region runs from base 132 to 3041 and encodes 969 amino acids.
GCUAUUUGAAAACCUCCGAAUUUUUAUUUUCUCUUUACUUUCUUUCCCUCUCCAAAAACACACGCAUAUUUUCUGAUCCGUUAUAUAUUUCACACUCACUCCAUUUUUCAAACCCUAAUCGCACAUUCACCAUGGAAUGGAACCAACAAACUCUUCAAUUCCUCUCCGAAUGCUUCCUCCACACUCUCUCUCCUCUCCCUGAACCCCGCCGCCAUGCCGAAUCCUCUCUCUCCUCCGCCUCCUCCCAACCUAACUUCGCCCUCGCCGUCCUCCGUCUCGUCGCUGAACCCUCAAUCUCCGAUCAGAUCCGUCAAGCCGCCGCCGUCAACUUCAAAAACCACCUCCGUCUUCGUUGGUCCGCCGAAGAUAACCCAAUCCUUGAUUCCGAAAAGGAACAAAUCAAAACCCUAAUCGUACCUCUCAUGCUCUCUGCCACCAACAAAAUCCAAUCUCAGCUCUCCGAAGCUCUAGCCAUCAUCGGGAAUCACGAUUUCCCCAAAUCAUGGCCCUCGCUUCUUCCAGAGCUCGUUGCUAGUCUUCAAAAAGGUUCUCAGACUUCCGAUUACGCUUCAAUCAAUGGUAUUCUCAGUACCGCGAAUUCGAUUUUUAAGAAAUUUCGUUUUCAGUAUAAAACUAAUGAUUUAUUGCUUGAUUUGAAGUAUUGUUUGGAUAAUUUUGCUGCUCCUUUGCUUGAGAUUUUUCUCAAAACUGCGUCCUUGGUUGACGCCGCAGCUGCACAGCAGCCGCCACCACCACCGGAAACUCUUAAACCGCUUUUCGAGUCACAGAAAUUGUGUUGUAGGAUAUUUUUUUCACUGAAUUUUCAAGAGUUGCCUGAGUUUUUUGAGGAUCAUAUGAAUGAAUGGAUGGGUGAAUUUAGGAAAUAUUUGACUACUAGUUAUCCUUCUCUUGAGGGGAGUAGUGAUGGUCUUGCUCUUGUGGAUGAGCUUCGGGCUGCGGUUUGUGAGAAUAUUAAUCUGUACAUGGAGAAGAAUGAGGAGGAGUUUAAGGUUUUUUUGAAUGAUUUUGCACUUGCUGUGUGGACUUUGUUAGGGAAUGUGUCGCAGUCGACUAGUCGUGACCAGCUUGCGGUUACGGCGAUUAAGUUUUUGACGACGGUUAGUACGAGUGUUCAUCAUAGUUUGUUUGCUGCCGAUGGGAUUAUUCCGCAGAUUUGUCAGGGGAUUGUGAUUCCAAAUGUGAGGUUGAGGGAGGAUGAUGAGGAGUUGUUUGAGAUGAAUCAUAUUGAGUAUAUUAGGAGGGAUAUGGAAGGUAGUGAUCUUGAUACGCGGAGGAGGAUUGCUUGUGAGUUGCUUAAGGGUAUUGCUACGCGUUAUGGAGAUGCUGUAAGAAGCAUUGUUUCUGCGCAAGUACAGAGUUUGUUGAGCUCUUUUAAUGCAAAUCCGGUGGCGAAUUGGAAGGACAAGGAUUGUGCGAUAUAUUUGGUGGUCUCUCUAUCAACAAAGAAGGCUGCAACCGGUUAUGUCUCCACAGAUCUUGUUGAUGUUCAAAGCUUUUUUGAAUCUGUGAUUGUCCCUGAGUUGCAAAAGGCAGAUGUGAAUGAGUAUCCAAUGCUUAAGGCAGGUGCACUCAAGUUCUUUACUAUGUUCCGAUCUCAAAUAUCGAAAGAAGUAGCGUUGAGGUUUUUACCUGAUUUGGUUCGUUUCCUUGCUGCGGAGUCAAAUGUUGUUCAUUCUUAUGCUGCUAGCUGUAUUGAGAAACUCUUAAUAGUAAAGGACGAGGGUGGCAGGCUACGUUAUGGUUCAGCAGAUAUCGCUCCAGUUUUCUCAAUGCUGAUGAACAAUCUUUUCAGUGCCUUUAAACUCCCAGAGUCUGAAGAGAAUCAGUAUGUAAUGAAAUGUAUUAUGAGAGUUCUUGGUGUUGCAGAUAUACAACUUGAUGUUGCUCGAAUUUGCAUUGAGGGGUUGGGGUCGAUUCUUUCUGAAGUUUGCAGAAAUCCAAAAAACCCCACCUUCAACCAUUAUCUCUUUGAGUCAGUAGCCGGUCUUGUGAAGCGGGCUUCUGAGAGGGACCCAACUCUUGUGUCUGUUUUUGAAACAAGCCUUUUCCCUAGGCUUGAAAUAAUACUGUCCAAUGAUGUAACUGAAUUUUUCCCAUACGCAUUUCAGUUGCUUUCUCUGCUUGUUGAGUUAAACAGACCACCCAUCCCACCAAUCUACAUGCAGAUAUUUGAGAUUCUUUUGUCACCUGAUUCUUGGAAAAGAAGCGCAAGCGUUCCUGCCCUUGUGCGUCUACUCCAGGCCUUCCUUCAAAAGGCACCAAAUGAAAUCAGCCAAGGGGAUAGACUGACCAAAGUACUUGGCAUAUUUGACACGCUAAUACAGGCAUCAAGCACUUCUGAUCAAGGAUUUUACGUGCUUAACACAGUCAUUGAAAGUCUUCAGUAUGAUGUUAUUACGCCUUAUGUUUCUCACAUUUGGGCUGCUAUUUUUAGAGAGCUCCAGAGAAAGCGGUCAGUAAAGCUCCUCAAGUCUCUCUUGAUAUUCAGUUCACUGUUUCUGGUUAAGCAUGGUUCUGCAAAUCUAGUUAAUACUAUGAAUGCCGUCCAGCCUGAUAUAUUUAGUGCGAUUUUGACCCAGUUCUGGAUUCCGAAUCUUAAGCUGAUUACUGGAACUAUAGAGCUCAAACUGACUGCAGUUGCUUCAACCAGACUCAUUUGUGAGUCUCCCGUACUUCUGGAUCCUGCAGCUUCUGCAUCCUGGGGUAAAAUGGUGGACAGUAUUGUGACACUUCUUUCUCGGCAAGAACAAGACAGGGUUGAGGAGGAACCUGACAUGCCAGAUAUUGCAGAAAAUGUAGGAUAUACUGCCACCUUCGUCCAGCUUUACAAUGCUGGAAGGAACCAAGAAGACCCCCUUCCAGAUAUUAAUGAUCCCCGGGAAUUUUUUGUUUCUUCAUUGGCCCAGCUUUGUGCACAGUUCCCUGGGAGGUUCCCUCAAGUCAUCACUGCAAAUGUUGAUCCUGUGAAUCAGACAGCAUUGCUUCAACUUUGCACCACUUACAACCGAGCAUUAGUUUGAGAUCUGUGCUGGGAUGGGAUUGAGCACUGUUUGGAUCCUCAGCCUUUUGCAACAUUUGAGUGGUUUAUCAUCCUCUGCCUACUGUCGAGUAUACUUCUGCAUUCCAACAUAGAGAUUUUAACAACUAUUAUCAUCCAAUUUUUGCCGGUGUCGUGAUUUUAUGGUAGUGAUGAACCGAGAUUUACUGUUAUUCUCAUUUUGAAUUCUGUAGGCAUGUGUUUGAGGUGCCAUUUGGUCUAUUGGGAUUUUAGUGUAAAUUUUUUUCAUGGCCCCCUCCCCAAUUUCCUGCAUUUCCGCUUGUUGAGCAUGCAUGCCUUUGAGCAAAUGGUAGUGAUUGUCUUCUGUCAAUUUUAUGUGAACUUGCAUAUUUAAGUAAAUGUCAGAAGGGUUGUUAAUGGAGAUUCCAUGUUUAAUUUUAGUCGGUUUAAAAAUAUUGUUAUUA